Seminavis robusta is the source of this 489-nucleotide messenger RNA. Lineage: Eukaryota; Bacillariophyta; Bacillariophyceae; Naviculales; Naviculaceae. The record is from the annotation of a GenBank genome assembly.
AUGGCUCCUGAUGUCAAAAUUCUUGCCAGUCCUGGGGCCAGCCCACAAGCUGAAGUUAAGUGGUCCAUGGAAGCCCACAAAUCCCUCCAUUGUGCCCACUCGGAAAAUAUUCGAUCCUUGCUGAUGCAUGGGUGGUCUUUUGAUACAGAUUUGGUGGGUGAAGCCUCCACUUCUGACAACAAGGCCGAGCAGGCAAAGGCCGAGCGCAUCAUUUUCCGUCUUGACUCGUCUCAGUUCAUCGAAGAAACAAUGGGAUCGUUGUUGUCUUACUGCUAUGGGCGGAGUCUGCAUGGAACGUCCGUGGAAAACCUGCUAGAAUUGGUGGAUGGCGCCACUUACUUGGGCAUGACUUCUUUCUCUCUUCGGUUUGAAGAGUCCCUGGUGGCAAAGCUGAAAUCUGAGAACGUAGCCCAAUGUAUACGUUUGCCGAGGAACACAGAGCAAAGCGACAGUCCUUGGGAUGCCACAAGUAUCUAUGUCAGAACGUGA